UUUAAUUUAUUUAUUUACAUGAGAGAGAGAAAAAAAAAAUCCGAGCAUCACUCUGGCACAUACAAUGCCAGGGAUCAAAGUCAGGACCUCAUGUUUGGUGAUGACCCACUCUUAUUUAUGAGAGAGAGAGACCAAAGUCCCUGGUUCAGUCCCCUGCCCACCAUGUGCCAGAGCUGAGCAGUGCUCUGAUAGUAGUAGUAGCAGCAGUAGUAGUGAUGGCGGUGUAAUAAUAACUAAUAAUAAUAAAUUUAAAAAUAAUUUAUAGAGAGUGGAAGCAGAGCAUCACUUGGGCAUAUGCAAUCCCUGGGAUCUAACUCAGGACCUUAUGCUUGAGAGUCCAAGGCUUUAUCUACUGUACCACCUCCAGCCCUACUAGGUAAUAAUCCUCAACUUCAGCCUGAGCAAAACCAGUGGCUGGGAGCAAGGAGGACCCUGUGCCAACCUCCAGGGGACGGGACAACAGACAGGGCACUGAAGCUUCACAGGCAGCUCAAGCUGGAAGUGAGCUGAGCUGGCCAGUCCCCCCACCACACACACACACACACACACACACACACACACACACACACGCAGCCUGACCCCUCUACCCAGUCCAUAGGGGCUGACUCAGCCUGACUCAGGCCCAGAGCCUUCCCUGCAUAGACCCAGGGGCCUUUGUCCCCCAUGGUCAUGAGGCCUGAGGGGGUUGGGAACAGUUGAUAAAAGGCCCAGGAAGUGUCUCCCCUGCUCUGCCUCAUAGCUGAUGCCCACAUGCAGGCCCGGACACAGCCCCUGGCCCAGGCCCUUCCCUUCACCCUCGGAGGGGCCCUGGGAGACUUGGGGCUCCGGGUGCCCAUGGUAAAGAUGGGCACAGUCUGGGAUAGCCUGCAGUGGACCCUGAAGGAAGUUGCUUACAUCCUGCUAUGCUGCUGGUGCAUCAAGGAGCUGUUGGACUGACUGACUGAUGUAGGACCAGAGGCCACCACACAGCUCAGUGCCUGCCAGCACCCGUGAGACUACUGGGACCCCCAUGCUGGACCAAGGAUGGACCCACAUGUAUGGAUCCUUUGUGCUGUCUGCCUCAGCUCCGGUCUCCUCCCCAGCCCCUGCUUCUGGCAGAUUCUAGGGCAGGGCUAGGGCCUGCUGUCUGGGACCAGUGACAUCUCAGCAAGGCAGCCUAGGAGGUGGUGUAAUGGAUAAAGCAUUGGCUGCUUAAGCA
Erinaceus europaeus (western European hedgehog) is the source of this 1198-nucleotide messenger RNA. RefSeq names its product lens epithelial protein (gene LENEP). The coding region runs from base 751 to 936 and encodes 61 amino acids. The record is from RefSeq and is a predicted model, not a curated record. The transcript is spliced from 2 exons. Gene Ontology annotation, biological process: multicellular organism development. NCBI's taxonomy places the organism in Eukaryota, Metazoa, Chordata, Mammalia, Eulipotyphla, Erinaceidae.